AUGUUGCUGCAACCCGACAUCGGCGAGCAGGUCAGCGCCAUGUACGCCGAAGCCAGCAGCCUCCGACAAACCUGCGUCUCCCAAGAUACCGAGAUCAAGAACCUCAACCUUAAGAAUGAGUUCUUCGCCAAGGACAACAAAGGUCUACGGGAAGUGAUAGAUUGUUACGAACGCAUCAUCCAGAAGAAAGAUCAGGAAAUUCUGGGCCUUAGCGUCGAGCUCGACUCUUAG
Fusarium coffeatum is the source of this 231-nucleotide messenger RNA. RefSeq lists its product as uncharacterized. The record is from RefSeq and is a predicted model, not a curated record. Bases 1 to 231 code for a protein of 76 amino acids. NCBI's taxonomy places the organism in Eukaryota, Fungi, Ascomycota, Sordariomycetes, Hypocreales, Nectriaceae. The transcript has a single exon.